Dufourea novaeangliae is the source of this 1068-nucleotide messenger RNA. RefSeq names its product probable malate dehydrogenase, mitochondrial. Bases 1 to 1068 code for a protein of 355 amino acids. Gene Ontology annotation, biological process: tricarboxylic acid cycle; carboxylic acid metabolic process. The transcript has 7 exons. The record is from RefSeq and is a predicted model, not a curated record. Lineage: Eukaryota; Metazoa; Arthropoda; Insecta; Hymenoptera; Halictidae. Gene Ontology annotation, molecular function: L-malate dehydrogenase (NAD+) activity. Gene Ontology annotation, cellular component: cytoplasm; mitochondrion.
AUGCAUCAAAGAUCGAGGUGUAACGCUCUAAAAAUAUGCUACACGCAGUUUAAUUCAUUUUCUUCAAAAUCCAUGAAAGUAGCUAUUCUUGGCGCUGCCAGUAAAACGGGAAGUUGUCUAUCAUUAUUUCUAAAACAGUCGCCUUUAAUCGACGAGUUGGCCAUCUACGAUAAUAAAUGUACUUAUGGCCUCGCACUGGACUUGAAUUAUAUCGACACGAGGUGCAAGGUUAGCACAUGCAGUUCCUCCGAAGCAUGUUUGAAACGGACUCUCGAUGGUGCGAAAAUAGUAAUGAUCAUUGCAGAUCGACUCACCAAGAAAGAAUUAAACCCGGAUGAUGUAUUGAGGUGUAAUGCCGAUACGUUGUCAGACUUGCUACCGAAUAUUAUUAAAUAUUGCCCCCAGGCUAUGGUCGCGGUAGCAAUGCACCCGAUAAACAGCUUAAUACCCCUGGCAUUGGAAAUGUACAAAAAAGCUGGCGUUCACGAUUACAAUCGUCUUUUUGGCGUAAUUAGCCUCGAAUGCCUCCGAGCAAAUACGUUUGCCGCGGAAGUUAUAGGUAUCGAACCAGAAUGCAUAACGAUACCUGUGAUCGGUGGAAGUUGUUCAGAGACAUGCAUACCAAUUUUUUCGCGCGCGAAGCCUUGCAACAAGAUAUCUCAGCAAGAAGCCAGCAGAUUAACGAAGGCGGUAAGAUUCGCCGACGACGAGAUUUCUGAAAUAAGUAAAAAGAAAGAACGAACAUGUUUUGCCAUGGCUUUUGGAGCAGCCAGAUUUUGUAUGUCCCUUUGCAAAGCUUUGCGACACCAACACGAUGUCGUAGAAUGCGCUUAUGUCCGAUCUUACGUGAUACCAGACGUAACAUACUUCGCUGCUCCUUUGGCAUUGGGGCCGGAUGGUAUUCAGAAACAUUUGGGUAUUCCACCUCUGAACGAUUAUGAACGUAAGCUUCUCAACGCAACUGUACCCACUCUACAAAGUGCCAUCGCGCUCGGAGAGGCACUUGCUUUGGGUCAUGAACAUUUUUCAUCCGAACGGAAUCAACUGAAUUCACCUCAUACAUCAUAG